AUGACGGUGACCACGUCGGCAAUGUCUGAAAAUGUCAGCACUGAUAAGAUCGGUGCACCUCCGGAAGCUUCCAGGGCUCAUGUGCUCUGUUCCACCUGCAGCUGUAUGGAAUACAGAGUGGAAGUAAGAUCAUCGUGGCUCGACGAGGCGACGGACGACGUAGAGGAGGUCGGUCUGGUGGUCACUGGUACGGACGAGGAAGCCGUCGGCUGUGACAGAGAUGAUGAUGGAGACGAAGAGGUUCUAACCGAAGCGGAUGUCACUAAGGUGGAAGAAGCAGAGGAGGUCGUAGAACCAUUGGAGGAAGUCGUGGUGUUAGCGACAGAGGAGCGGGAGAUUGAAGUGAUGGAGGAGAAGGUGGGGGAGGAAGAUGAUGAUGAGGUAGUGAUGGAGAUUGAGGCUGAGGAGGAAGGGGAGGUAGUGGUAAUAUCGGUCCCAGAGGUGAUGCUGCUGCCAGAUGUUGAUACGGGGGAGAUGAGACUUCCAGAUGAUGCAGCAGAGGAUGCGAUAAGAUUCGUAGUGGAGUCAACAGAAGGGACAUCAGUCGAAGGAACUGAGCUCGAGGUGGUCAAAGCCAUAGUAGAGAAAAUGAUAGGACUGGUCGUAGUUGAUGCAGAAGCAGACAAGCUUUGGCUGGACAUGGUUGAACUGAAUGUUGUGAGGCUCGGAGCCGAGACGGUUGAGACGAGACUGCCUUCUGGGAUAGUAGAUGUGAAGGCUGUAGUGUCCAGUGAGAGUGACGGAACGGACGAGGUAGACAAGGUAGACAAGGUAGGCGAGGAAGAGGAGAUGAAAGCAUCAGUUGAGGUGGUGGAUGGGGUUGUAGAGGGGGAGGUGAGUGGCGGCAGUUCAAGAAAAGUCGAUGUGGUUAGAGAGUUGAUCGAGGGUAGGGCGGACGAGGUAAGUGUUGUCCUAGUAGUCAGAAAGGCAGUAUUUGGCACUCAUCAAGGGACUCACUGGGUAGUUGAGGAGGAGGUCGAGGAGAUGGUCAAGGACGCCGUCAGAGUAAAUGUGGUCAACGAAGAGACCAAAGGGUCGCUAAACCUCAGCUAUCCGAGCCGCAAUUCCAGGUUGAGAUACUCACCUAGUGCUCUCCGUCGUAGGUGCCAAGCUGGCGAUAGUGUCCGUGGUGACUAA
Tremella mesenterica DSM 1558 is the source of this 1137-nucleotide messenger RNA. RefSeq lists its product as uncharacterized. The coding region runs from base 1 to 1137 and encodes 378 amino acids. The record is from RefSeq and is a predicted model, not a curated record. The transcript is spliced from 2 exons. NCBI's taxonomy places the organism in Eukaryota, Fungi, Basidiomycota, Tremellomycetes, Tremellales, Tremellaceae.